GUAAUUAUUUAUUUGCUUUCUUCGACCUAAUAGAUCUAAGAUAUUCUACUGAGUUACCCCUUAACCCAAUAUCAACCCCAUCAUUAACUUCGAACUUAGAAGUUAAAGAUUAUUAUUAUGGCAAAUAAUACCGAUAAUACACAAGUAACUGGCGCAAGCCAACUUGUACAAAUUGAAAAACAACCAAGGAAAGAGUGUUGGCGUAACAAGUUAUCACAGGGCCCUUCUAAUAGGCUUUUUAACGCCAAGUUUAAAGCUGAUGAGAAGUUUGACAAAUUACACGAAAAACAAAAUGAAAAAUCUAACUCCCAGCUUCGGAAAGAGCAACGGAAGAGUAAGCGGGCCCAAAGCCUUGCUUACGUUAUAGAGUCCGACGGCUACUAUGACGAUAUUUCAAGUGAGUCUGAGGACAAGGAAACUUAUUCGCGUGAAGAUGAAUUUUUAUCUGAAGAUGAAGAUACCUUUGAGGGGAGCUGGUGGAGCGACGACGACCACAAUUUAUUCAGUUCUCAACCUCGUCGCGACGCAAAAAACGUCUAAAAAUGAAAUAAACAAACAUUCUUGCCUGCUCUGGAAUGUAUUUGUACAUCCCCAACCAGGUGGAAUGCCGUGGCACAUGCGAUACUAAAAAUAUUUAUUAGAGUAGAUAGAUAUGUACCUAGGUAGGCAGCUAACAUCUUGAUGAUGUUAUGAUAGCUUAAUAUAAUUCAACUUACCUAGAUAUUCAAACCCCCCGGUUUACUCCUUCUGAACUAUAGAUGGUGCUAUGCAAACAUAUGAGACCCUAUGCUAAUUGUAAAUCGAUCAUAGCUGACGCCACAUUUGUAGCACUCCAACCUGUCUGUCACAUCUCAGACAGUCCCACGUGACACCCCAUGACUGUCAACCACCCGAUG
Molecule: messenger RNA, 896 nt
Organism: Daldinia loculata
Lineage: Eukaryota; Fungi; Ascomycota; Sordariomycetes; Xylariales; Hypoxylaceae
Exons: 1
Coding region: 118-540 (140 amino acids)
Source: RefSeq, a predicted model, not a curated record